Molecule: messenger RNA, 835 nt
Organism: Nothoprocta perdicaria
Lineage: Eukaryota; Metazoa; Chordata; Aves; Tinamiformes; Tinamidae
Gene: RPL7
Product: ribosomal protein L7
Exons: 7
Coding region: 27-767 (246 amino acids)
Biological process (GO): maturation of LSU-rRNA from tricistronic rRNA transcript (SSU-rRNA, 5.8S rRNA, LSU-rRNA)
Cellular component (GO): cytosolic large ribosomal subunit
Molecular function (GO): RNA binding; structural constituent of ribosome
Source: RefSeq, a predicted model, not a curated record
GAGCCCUUUCUCUUCCGGCGCUCGCCAUGGCGGACAAGGAAGCAAAGAAGCUGCCGGCUGUUCCGGAAACCCUCCUGAAAAAGCGCCAGGCUUAUGCAGCCAUAAAGGCCAAGCGUCUGAAGAGGAUGUUGGCUCAAAAGAAGCUUCGAAAGGCGCAGAGGAAGCUCAUCUAUGCAAGAGCCAAAGCCUACCACAAGGAGUACAGGCACAUGUACAGGCAGGAGAUCCGCAUGGCCAGGAUGGCCCGAAAAGCUGGGAAUUACUAUGUCCCAGCUGAACCAAAGCUGGCCUUUGUGAUCAGGAUAAGAGGCACCAACGGUGUGAGCCCCAAGGUCCGCAAGGUGCUGCAGCUUCUUCGCCUGCGUCAGAUUUUUAACGGCACAUUUGUAAAACUCAACAAAGCUUCCAUCAACAUGUUGCGGAUUGUGGAACCCUACAUUGCCUGGGGUUAUCCCAACUUGAAGUCUGUGCAUGARCUGAUCUACAAGCGUGGUUAUGGCAAGAUCAACAAGCAGCGCAUUGCUCUGACGGAUAAUUCCCUGAUUCAGAAGCGCCUUGGCAAACAUGGCAUCAUCUGCAUGGAGGAUGUGAUCCAUGAAAUCUACACUGUUGGCAAGAAGUUCAAAGUUGUGAACAACUUCCUUUGGCCCUUUAAGUUGUCCUCUCCUCGGGGUGGAAUGAAGAAGAAAACCAUCCACUUUGUAGAAGGUGGAGAUGCUGGUAACAGGGAAGAUCAGAUAAACAGACUCAUAAGGAGGAUGAACUAAAGAUUCAGAUGCCCAGCUGCAAUCUUCCCAAUUCUGGUCUGUUAAUAAAACCAUCUUGCAGAAAACAA